CACAAUUUUAACAAACCAAGCUGAGUGGCGUUAACCUACCUAUUCCAGGAGAAGGGAUAACGUUCUCUCUCUCACUCUGCUCUCUCAACUCAACUCCCACCUAUGGCAACGUCUUCUCACCUUUUAAACCACGUCCUCGUUAAAGAAUGGCAAUCUCUGGUAAUGAAGAAAGAUAAUUCUGCUAUCUCUGAAAGACUCAAAUGUCCUACAAGGAAAAGUUCAAAUCAAAACCAUCGAGUCUCAUGGUGCAGCACAUAUUGUUGCUUAGGAGUCACGAAUUCUAAUAUUGAUCUCCUGUCAUCCAAGGUAACCAUUUCAGGGGAGCCACCAUACAUUUUUGGCAAUGCAAGAAAUAUUAAGCUCAACAUGCAAGUUUCUCCAGAAGUCACCUCGGAUCUAACUAGGAGAUUAUUACUGGCAGAUUUGGACGCUGCCACAGCGAAACUGGCAAUAGGUAUUUUAGGGCCCUUUCUCUCAGCAUUUGCCUUCCUAUUUAUUUUGAGAAUAGUGAUGUCCUGGUACCCUAAGCUUCCAGUGGAGAAAUUUCCAUAUGUCAUUGCUUAUGCUCCCACUGAACCAUUUCUCAUCGCUACCCGAAAGUUGAUUCCACCUCUUGGAGGAGUGGAUGUAACUCCUGUGGUGUGGUUUGGAUUGGUUAGUUUCCUUAACGAGAUCCUCGUAGGGCCACAAGGGCUUCUUGUCCUUAUCUCGCAGCAGGUUAGCUAGUACGCAUUCAGAAAUGAAUAAAUGGUUGUAUUAUUCUUUUUUCAUGGCAUAUGACCAUACAAGGUCUCUUGUGUAAAGAUUAAUGGAUUUUCAGUUUCCAAAAUUUGGUGUUCUAAUUAACAAAUUUAAUUUACAAUGUUUGGAAUCUAAGAAAGAUUAUGAAGUGGAAGUUCUUUGCCUCACUUGUGCAAGAACAUGGCACCUAUAAACCUGAUUGAAUUAAAGUGAAUGAAUAGUUAAACCUAUUAAGAUCUAAUUUUUUAUACUGAAUUUAUUUUCUAGUUUUCCGUGAUGUUACAUAGUUAAGCUUCAAUAGGAACUCAUUGUUAUGUACGAGGAUAAGCCACUCUGAUUGAUACCAAUGCCGUUUUAGCCCACUUUGUGAGGAAGAAAAACCAGAAUAUCAAUAUGUUUAGCUCACAGUUUAGAUAGAUCAAGAUGACUGUGGGUUUAGCAGUGAGGUGAUGCUCUUGUACUUUUUUUUUUUCCUUUUAUGUUCCUUUGGUUUUUGUU
Molecule: messenger RNA, 1239 nt
Organism: Durio zibethinus
Lineage: Eukaryota; Viridiplantae; Streptophyta; Magnoliopsida; Malvales; Malvaceae
Product: protein COFACTOR ASSEMBLY OF COMPLEX C SUBUNIT B CCB3, chloroplastic-like
Cellular component (GO): chloroplast thylakoid membrane
Source: RefSeq, a predicted model, not a curated record